AUGAGUCCUCCUCAGAUCGUCUCGUUGCCCCCUACUGCGGUCCAUGUGGAGCAGGUCCAGCAGCAGGAGAAGGCUUUACCCACAGACCACGAUUCAUUAAACAUAGACGAGAAGAAGGAAAUUACACCCCCAUACAUGCAAGAUGCCUUCGGCGACGAGGAGUUUGCCGAGGUUAAGUAUAAGGUCUUAAAGUGGUGGCAAUGUGGGUUGCUCAUGGUGGCCGAAACAGUGUCCUUGGGCGUUCUCUCCUUACCAAAAGCCGUCGCCGGCUUAGGCUUAGUCCCUGCCAUUAUUAUCCUAGUGACCUUGGGUAUGCUGGCCACAUACACAGGUUAUGUGAUUGGGCAAUUCAAAUGGAGGUAUCCUCACAUCUCGAACAUGGCCGACGCGGGCGAGGUGCUUAUGGGCAGGUUUGGCCGUGAACUGCUAGGGAUUGGCCAGCUAUUGUUCCUGGUAUUCAUUAUGGCCAGUCACCUGCUCACAUUUGUCAUUGCUAUGAACAGGCUCACGGACCAUGGCACCUGCUCAAUUGUUUUUGGCGUGGUUGGAAUGGUGGUAUCCUUCGUGUUGUCACUGCCUCGUACGCUGGCUAAGAUGUCCUGGCUAUCGCUAGUUUCAUUCAUCAGUAUCCUGUCCGCCGUCAUCAUCACCAUGAUCGGUGUGGGUGUCUUAUCUCCAGGAGAUGGUAAAGUCCAGGCUACGGUAGAUACCGACCUAGUUCACGGUUUUACAGCCGUUACCAACAUUGUCUUUGCUUUCUCCGGCCACGCCGCCUUCUUCGGCCUUGCCGCUGAGUUGAAAGAUCCUCGCGACUUUCCCAAAGCCCUAUGCCUCCUCCAGAGCAUCGAUAUCUGCCUGUACAUCAUCGCAGCCGUGGUUAUCUACCGCUAUGGUGGCGCUGAGGUAGCAUCCCCUGCUCUAGGCUCAGCAAGCCCCAUUGUAUCAAAAGUGGCCUACGGCAUAGCCCUACCAACCAUCAUCAUCGCCGGUGUCAUCAACGGCCACAUUGCCUUCAAAUACAUCUACAUCCGCCUCUUCCGCGGCACCGACCGUAUGCACAAGCGCGACUGGGUCGCCGUCAGUUCCUGGGUCGCAAUUGCUCUGAGUCUGUGGAUCCUUGCCUGGAUCAUCGCUGAAGCUAUCCCGGUCUUCAGCAACCUUCUCAGCUUGAUCACUGCCCUGUUUGCCAGCUGGUUUACCUUCGGCCUAAGCGGCAUGUUCUGGCUGUACAUGAACAAAGGUCUCUGGUUUUCCUCCCCGAGGAAGAUCCUCCUUACUAUGGUAAAUUUGCUUGCCAUUGGCGUCGGUGUUUGCCUUUGCGGACUCGGUCUCUACGUCUCCGGCAAAGCCAUCCACGACGACCCCAGUAGCGCGAGUUUCUCCUGCGCGAACAAUGCAUGAGAUUGCAGGGUCGUAUAGCACACGUAUAUAUACAUUGGAGAAGGGACUGGGAUCCAAAGGCGUUUGUGGUUAUAUUAUGGCUGUAUAUAUGUGAGACCUUAUCUUUAGAUUACACGGUUGUAUAUAG
Molecule: messenger RNA, 1528 nt
Organism: Aspergillus alliaceus
Lineage: Eukaryota; Fungi; Ascomycota; Eurotiomycetes; Eurotiales; Aspergillaceae
Product: neutral amino acid permease
Exons: 8
Coding region: 1-1401 (466 amino acids)
Biological process (GO): amino acid transmembrane transport
Cellular component (GO): vacuolar membrane
Molecular function (GO): amino acid transmembrane transporter activity
Source: RefSeq, a predicted model, not a curated record